CAGGGCUCGACGGGGGGUGGGGGUCUUGGGUCUGAGCUCGAUGGCAUAGGGGGGUCGGGGUCGAGGCUCGACCAUUUUCAGAAGGGAAAGGACUCCAAGAAACUGGCAAUGAAAAAAAAUGAAAGCUUUACUUUGGUUUUACUUUUCUUAUGUUAUUCUUUCUGUUUGUGUGAGUUGAGUUUUUUUUUUUAAGAAAUUCUUAGAACUCUAUUACGAUAUUACCCAGAAAAUUUUCGAUUAAGGUUGUCCCAUCCUGUUUUGUUGUCUCCGUAAGCUCAAAACUUGUGCUUGAUUUAUUCUGCGGUGAUAUAAUUUGGUGGAUUUGGGUUUACCUAUUUUAAUGUUUAUGUAUAUGCUCUGUUUUGAUAUGUCAAUUUUGAGUAGAAUAUACAAAACUUCUUGCCGAUUUUUCUUGUUUGUGCUCAUAACUUCGUUUAUUCUUUACAGGUAGUGGUUGAUUUCACUGCAUCAUGGUGAUGACCCUGCCGUGUUAUUGCCCCAAUCCUCACCGGCCUAAGAAGAAUUCAAGUGUCAUAUUCCUGAAAGUUGAUGUUGAUGAAUUGCAGGAUGUUGCUAAGGAGUGGGAAAUCGAGGCAAUGCCAACCCUUUUGUUCCUCAAAGAAGGGAAAAUUAUUGACAAGAUUGCGGGAGCUAAGAAGGAUGAGCUUAUUGAUAAAGUUGCAAAGCAUGCUGCUGUGGCUGCUGCUUGACUUUGAUUAGCGUUUUGGGGUUUUCAUCUGCAACCUCAAGUUCUCUAUUUAUUUUAGUUUUGGUUUAACUUUAUUGGUGUUUAUUCUGUAUUGUAGGCUAAAAUUCUACUGAUAUUUAAGAGAACCAAGACAACAAGAAAUUCUUCAAGUUGUUGGGUAUUAUUUUCUUUCUUGCUUGUUAGAAUUAUGUACAUUGAGGAUUUGAUGUAUUAUUUAUAUUGAGAAUAAUGAAUUUUUAUUGAGAAUUA
Messenger RNA from Humulus lupulus (European hop), 958 nucleotides. RefSeq names its product thioredoxin H-type-like. NCBI's taxonomy places the organism in Eukaryota, Viridiplantae, Streptophyta, Magnoliopsida, Rosales, Cannabaceae. The coding region runs from base 471 to 710 and encodes 79 amino acids. The record is from RefSeq and is a predicted model, not a curated record. The transcript is spliced from 2 exons.